AAGAUAAACAAAGAUACAGGGAUAUACCCCAAAGAUACUUUGCAAUCCCAGAUUUUUGAUAUUCCAGUGAGAAAAGCCCGACGGCAAAGUGUUUCGGUUGCUGUGAGUGAGGGUGAGAGGACUGAUAACACCGCCGGAGACAGAGACAGCAGUAAUAGGAAAAAAUCGGAAAUAAUAAUAACAUUAUAAAGAUCCCUUAGAAGUCAUAAGCUUGAGGACAUUGGUGAUUUCACAUAUAGUGAAGGGAUAAGGAAGCUGCUGCCUUCAAGGAUUGAGAGUGCCCCCUUUUGGAUUAUGGGCAUAUCGGAGGAGAUCAAGCUGGAGGAACUACCGCAAGAAGCCAAGCUAGCGCACCCGGAUGCCGUCGCCCUGGUGGAUCGUGCCCCCGGAUCGUCGGCGGCCACCGCCGGUGCGGCGCUAACGGUUUCGGUUUCUGGCAGUGGUGCAGCCAGUGCGGCGAGCGGAGCCAGCGGCGGCACCAAUAGCCCCAUCUCGGACGGGAACAGUGACGGCGAGGCGGACGAGUAUGCCCCGAAGCGGAAGCAGCGGCGCUAUCGCACAACCUUCACCAGCUUUCAGCUCGAGGAGCUGGAGAAGGCCUUCUCCCGGACCCAUUACCCCGACGUGUUUACGAGAGAGGAGCUGGCGAUGAAAAUUGGAUUAACCGAGGCGCGCAUUCAGGUCUGGUUUCAGAAUCGGCGUGCCAAGUGGCGCAAGCAGGAGAAGGUUGGACCCCAGUCGCAUCCGUACAAUCCCUACCUGCCAACCGGCGCCGCCAGCAUGCAGACGGUGGUGGGGGCCGCCCUUCCGCCCAAUCCCUUCACCCACCUUGGCUUCCAGCUGCGCAAGCCCUUCGACGCCCAACACGCCGCCAACCUGGCCGCCUUCCGCUAUCCGCACCUCUCUGCCGCUCCCAUGAUACCGUCGGGCUACUUUAACCAAUUCCAGAGGGCUCCUCCCCAUAUGCUACCACCGGGAAUGGCCGGGAUGUAUCCCUCCAGCUCCUUCCAAUCACUGCUGGCCAAUAUGACGGCGGUACCCAGAGGUCCGCCCCUUGGAAAACCACCAGCCCUACUUGUGGGAUCCCCGGACCUGCACUCGCCCAACCAUUUGCUCGCCUCGCCACCCACUUCCCCCGCCUCCGGCCACGCCUCCCAGCACCCGAGCAUCCAUCCGCCACCGCCCCAAGUGGCGCCACCGCCGCCUCCCCAGCUGGGAGUGCAGCCAGCUCAGUUGUCGCCCCAACAGCUGGUGGGGAUCGCCUUGACCCACCAAGCGCCUUGCAGAUCACCCACCCAGACAGCUCCCGUGGCCCUGACGCUAGCUCACUCGCCUCAGCGCCAGUUGCCGCCGCCGCCACCGCCAGUGGUGUCUCUGCCCCCGCCUCCACGAGCUGCAACACCUCCGGAGGAUCGACGCACCUCCUCUAUUGCUGCACUGCGUCUGAAGGCCCGGGAGCACGAACUGAAGCUGGAACUGCUGCGCCAAAACGGACAUGGUAACGAUGUGGUCAGCUAGCUGACGGAGAAGCCAACGGAUGGGAUGGAGUUCGAGGCGGAUAUUCCAAAUUCAAGUGCAAAAUCUUUACUGGUUCACUGUAUUUCUAAGCCCAUAAAUUAUUCAAUUGUGUGUAUUUAACAAAGAAUUUUCAAUAAAUUCAAAAAGUAAAAUAA
Molecule: messenger RNA, 1673 nt
Organism: Drosophila bipectinata
Lineage: Eukaryota; Metazoa; Arthropoda; Insecta; Diptera; Drosophilidae
Gene: al
Product: aristaless related homeobox
Biological process (GO): regulation of transcription by RNA polymerase II
Molecular function (GO): RNA polymerase II transcription regulatory region sequence-specific DNA binding; DNA-binding transcription factor activity, RNA polymerase II-specific
Source: RefSeq, a predicted model, not a curated record